AUGUCGAGUAAUGCAGGACCAGCACGAUCAAGCGAAGUGACCUCCGUCAAGGAACCACCCAGCAGUGCCACCCUGAGCAAGAUUAAGCCCAGCAAGUACGUCCCUGUGUCGGCCGCCACCACCUUCCUGGUGGGGUCCAGCUCCCUGUUCUUCGUCUUCACGUCUCCCUGGUUGGCGCAGCACUUCUCUCUGGCUGUCCCGGUCUACAAUGGCAUUGUGUUCCUCUUUGUCGUCGCCAACUUCAGCAUGGCAACUUUCAUGGACCCUGGAGUCUUCCCCAGAGGUGAGGGGAAGGAUAAGGAAGAUGAUUUCCGUGCUCCACUCUACAAGACGGUUGAGAUCAAGGGGAUUCAGGUGCGGAUGAAGUGGUGCUCCACCUGCCGCUUCUACAGACCCCCGCGCUGCUCCCACUGCAGCGUCUGUGACAACUGUGUGGAGUUUGAUCACCGCCCAUGGCCCCCGUGACACAACUGCAUCGGGCGACGCAACUACCGGUACUUCUUCCUGUUCCUGCUGUCGCUCACGGCCCACAUCAUCGGGGUGUUCAGCUUCGGCCUGCUCUUCAUCCUGUACCACUCGGAGCAGCUGGGCAAGGUGCACUGUGCCGUCACUAUGGCAGUGAUGUGCGUUGCUGGGCUGUUCUUCAUCCCAGUGGCAGGGCUUACUGGUUUCCACCUCGUACUGGUGGCUAGGGGCCGAACCACCAACGAACAGGUGACGGGUAAAUUUCGGGGCGGAGUCAACCCCUUCACCAAUGGGUGCUGGAAGAACACGAGUCAUGUGCUGUGCAGCUCCCAAGCGCCCCGGUACCUGGGUCGUCCUCGGAAGGAGCAGACGAUCGUGGUGAAGCCCCCUUUUCUGAGACCGGAUCACUGCGACGGACAUGCCCCCCUGAAAGUGCUGGACAACGGGAUCCAGGCCGAGCCGAGCCACUCCAGGUCCAAGGGCAGCCUGGAGGCGAUGGAAAGCCAGUCCGCUGAUGCAGAGGCCCCCCCGCCCCCCAAACCGGAGCUGCACAGAUACACAGGACUGCGAGCGCAGCUCACUGUGAACACUGCUGAGGAGAGCAGCCUGCUGUCUCCGGACAACCCCGCCACUCCCAUGAUGUACAAAUACAGACCAGCUUACAGCAGCCCUGACAAGAACCACAGAGCACUGUCCCACUCCGCCAGCACCAAGAUGAGCCGCGGGGACAGCCUGAGAGAGCCCCCCUCCCUCCUGGAAAGCAGCCAGCAGACCAGUUACCACUCGGAGCCCAGUCUGGAUGGACUGAGCAGCUCCGCUUCGCCGGCCCCCCAGCCUGGGAACGGCACGGGGGCCCGCUCCUUCCAGGACCGCCUGUCGGGGGGCUCCAUCUCCUCCAGCCUGCGCUCCGCUCACACCCACCCCCUGGGCGGGGGUCCCAGCUUCGAAGGCGGGGGGCUGAGCUCGGUCCGCUCCGAGGGGACCACCUCCACCAGCUACAAGAGCCUGGCCAACCAGACCCCCCACAACGGCAGCCUGUCCUACGACAGCCUCCCCACCCCCUCGGAGAGCCCCGAAUUCGAGUCUGCCGCCCCUGAGCCACCUGCCCCGGCACCCCCGGGCCCGGGCUACAGCUCCCCGUUCCUCUCCGCCCAGAUCGCCCAGCAGAGAGAGGCCGAGCUGCAGCACUGCAAGCCCAGCUUCGCUCUUCCGCCUCACAGGGAAGGGCUGCGCAGGGCUCCAUCCUCGAGGGGCUACGAGGUCGAGGAGAGAGACAGGCUGCUGUCCGGUCCCCCCCAGCAGCAGAACCAGAGAGCACCCCCUCCCAGGUUCGGACGACCUGUCCUGCUGUCCUCUCCCCCCGGCGAGGGCGGACCCCCCCAGCACCGCCACCCUUCUCAGCAUUCAAUGAGAGCCAGGUCUCUGGGCUCCCCUGAGAAGGGGUACCACCACUACUCCCAGUUCCACCCCCACCUGCACCAGCAGCCCUCCCAAGGUGCGCUGGGCAAGUCCGCGUCCUACAGCAGCGGGCCGGGGGCGAUGAGGGAGGGGGGCGCGGAGUUUCAGCAGCAUCACCACGGCUACCCCUCCUCCGGCAGUCUGAUCCACGCUCCCAAGGACGAGGUCCAGAUGAAAUCGUACAGCCGGAGUAACGGACAGCCUCGGCCACACCCCUUCUCCAGUUACCCUCCCAGUCACAGCUCCCAGCACUCCAGCAGCAGCAGCACUGGCCCCGCCUCCCCCGCGGCCCUGCCCCGCCCCCCGCCCGGCUCGGCCAGCCACAGCGCUCCCCUCAGCCCCGCCUCCAGGGGAGGGGGAGGAGUCAAGAAGGUGUCGGGAGUGGGCGGGACUACCUAUGAGAUUUCAGUGUGAGAGAGGACAGACAGACACCGCGCAAAACAACCCAAAAAAGAGACGCCUUGUUUUGAGAGAGUGGAGGAACUGUCGUGGUUUUGUUUAGUUCGUGUCUCAAAGGGCGUCCUGCGCAAUUUCCCAAGACUUGUUUCGAGAGAUCGGGAUUCAGAAGGAGUUGGGAGUUAAACAAAAAAUAAAAGACUUGAUACUUUU
Molecule: messenger RNA, 2532 nt
Organism: Polyodon spathula (Mississippi paddlefish)
Lineage: Eukaryota; Metazoa; Chordata; Actinopteri; Acipenseriformes; Polyodontidae
Gene: zdhhc5a
Product: zinc finger DHHC-type palmitoyltransferase 5a
Biological process (GO): protein palmitoylation
Molecular function (GO): palmitoyltransferase activity
Source: RefSeq, a predicted model, not a curated record